This is a messenger RNA of Anopheles merus, 745 nucleotides long. RefSeq names its product ficolin-2-like. The transcript is spliced from 2 exons. The record is from RefSeq and is a predicted model, not a curated record. Bases 38 to 745 code for a protein of 235 amino acids. NCBI's taxonomy places the organism in Eukaryota, Metazoa, Arthropoda, Insecta, Diptera, Culicidae.
UUGUAGUAAUUCGUCCCUCACUGGCUUUGGGUACGAGAUGAUAACGGCGAAGCUAGAUCAUAUUCUGUGCAAACUAACCGCGAUGGAGAUUGCUAUGAAAAAGGAUCGGGAAAGAAUCGAACAGAAGCUAUCUUCAGCUAUCAACCAACUAACGUCGAAGGAAAAUCCAUCUCAGUUGAAAGUCAGUAGGCAAACCUACGUUCGCUCGUGCAAGGAAGAGCCAUCGAAACAAUCAGGCAUAUAUUUAAUACAGCCUGCCGAAAAUCAUUACCCAUUCGUGGGAUUCUGCGAUCAUACUUUUUUCGAAGGAGGCUGGCUAGUGAUCCAGCAACGCUUUAACGGAUCGCUGGACUUUUAUCGCAACUGGGUCGAGUACCGGAAUGGGUUCCGAAGUGUCGAUGGAGAGUUUUGGCUCGGUUUGGAACUCAUGCAUUCGUUAACUUCGAUGCGCUCCCACGAACUAAUGGUGGAGUUGGGAGAUUUCUCCGGAAACUUCGGGUACGCACGCUAUAGUGAGUUUGCGAUUGGCAGUGAGGCGGAACAAUAUCCACUAGCAAAGCUGAGAUCGUACACAGGAACAGCAGGAGAUUCAUUAGAAAACCAAAAAGGCAUGAAAUUUUCGACCAAGGACCGCGACAAUGACAUUGCAUCCUGGAGCUGUGCUGUCGCGUACGAGGGAGCAUGGUGGUACAAAGAUUGUCACUAUUCCAAUUUGAACGGAGUAAUGUUGAUUCGCGAAAUAUAA